CCACCUUCUCUAAUUUUGUCUCUCUCUCUCUCUCUCUCUUAAUAUCAAUUUAGCUAGCAAGCACAACUUUUCUUAGUGUGCAAAUGGCAGGCCGAUUUCUAAGCAUUUUUCUUUUGAUGAUACCUAUGUUGCUUCUUAGCUCAUCUCAAGCAGCAGCAAGGGAAUUUCAUGUUGGUGGCAAAGAUGGGUGGGUGCUGAAACCUUCUGAAGAUUACAAUCAUUGGGCUCAAAGAAACAGAUUUCAAGUGAAUGAUACUCUAUAUUUCAAGUACAAGAAAGCGAUUGAUUGGGUUCUAGUUGUGAGCAAGGAGGACUAUGAUUCAUGCAACACAAGAAACCCCAUAAAAAAGAUGGAUGAUGGGAAUUCAUCUUUUAACCUCGACAAAUCAGGUCUUUAUUUCUUCAUCAGUGGAAACACCGACCACUGCAAAAAUGGUCAAAAGCUCAUAGUCCUAGUUAUGUUCAUGAAGCACACUACUCAUGCACCACCAUCUAAGGCACCAGAAAUUCACUCGUCCGGUUUGAAUGCUCCAGCAUUGUCACCGUCUGAGACUUCAAGUGUGGCGAGGUUUGGCGGUUCAGUGGGCAUGGGUUUGGGUGUGUGGAUCGGAGUUGGAGUUGUUUUGAGUGUCAUCAACUAUAUAUGAAUAAUUAUGCUUUAAUGUGGUACUAUAAAACUUGUCGUCCUAUCUUAUGAAAAUGAAUAAUUAUACCAUUUCUUAUUAAGGGAUUUAUAUC
Messenger RNA from Lotus japonicus, 738 nucleotides. Its product is annotated as early nodulin-like protein 3. The transcript is spliced from 2 exons. The coding region runs from base 84 to 647 and encodes 187 amino acids. NCBI's taxonomy places the organism in Eukaryota, Viridiplantae, Streptophyta, Magnoliopsida, Fabales, Fabaceae. The record is from RefSeq and is a predicted model, not a curated record. Gene Ontology annotation, cellular component: plasma membrane. Gene Ontology annotation, molecular function: electron transfer activity.